GAACGAUUGAGCCAUGAAAUUAAAAAAAAAAAAAAACUCGAAAAAAUAUCAAUCUUGUCAAACAAAACAAUUUUUGAAGGCUUUUCUCUUGGUUUUCUGUGUUUUUCAUAACAUCAUUUUAUGCUCAUCAAGCACAUGCAGUCAUGGACGCCGAGCUUAAAGCGCUCAAGUCGGUGCUACGCUCGCUGGUGGUGUCAAGCCCCAGUCAGGUAGACGUGAGCACUCUCAUGCGCGAUUACCGGACCAUGAUGGGGACAUACAUCCCACUGGCCAAAUAUGGAUACAAGGAACCAGUUGCAUUUCUCAGAGAACGGUGCAGUGACUGUUUUAUAUUACAUGGUGCCUCAAACAAUCCCACACUGACCUUGAUUGUGCCAGAAACAUUGAAGCACAUAGACAAGUUUGUGCAGUGCCAGAAAUCUAAUUCCUCAGUCAAAUGCAAAGGUAAACGGCGCAGUGUCCCAGGGACAAUAACACAACCGGCCAAGCAAGACCCAGACCUGAUAGCUAAAACAUUCCAGCAACUUGCUGUCACUAAUCAAAGAAAGAAAGAGAAAUCUCCUGACAUCAAUGAAAAUGUUAUCAAUAAUUACCAAAAGCGUGACCUUUCAAAGAUUGGUUCAGUUAGAAAUCUCAACCAGACACAAUCAUCUUUAUCACUAGAGCCUAAGAAAUUAGAAUGUAGUCUUAAUAAUAGGAAUCAUACAAGUCAUCAACAUAUUAAUAAAGAUAGUACAGAGUAUGUAAAAGAAAAUACUCUAAGGCCUAUACGAAAAUCUCCAGAAGUGAAUUUAAAACCAUUGCAAAAUGAUCUUAAUCCUAAAGUCGAGAGUUCAGACAAUGCAGUACAUAACUUUUUGAAAAAGAGGAUGUCCCUGUACAGUAGCUCAAAUGGCUUGGAUGCUGCAAGUUCUGUCAAUGGAAAGUCUUCUGUAGAUGAUGAUUCGAGUAGGAAGACUUCAUCUAGUAACAGCAUCAAGAAGAGUAUAGCCUUGGAAGAGUUGAAGCAAGAAGUGUUGCAGUUGGUCGCUUCUCAUCCGGAAGGAGUUUGGUGUACAGAUCUCUUAAAGUUAUACAGAGAGAGACACAAUCGCGAGCUGAACUUCGGUCGGUUCGGGUUCACCAGCAUCAUCAGCCUCGUGUGCACGCUCGACUCCCGCCUCUCCAUCUCCCGGCCCGACGACACCGGCGACUGGCUGCUGCGGCCGCUGGGGCCGCAGACCGAUGUGACGCCCCGAGCCCCCGUGCCGCAGAGGAAGCGACCGAGGCCGCACAGGAGCUCUGCGCUCAACUGCAAUGUGGAUCCCGACGAUGCCCUGCCUGGGAUCGACUUUGACCCGGACGUGUUCCCCGUGGACUGCAUGCACUUCAUGGAGAGUAUCCCGCCGCCGGCGCUGGAGGACGUGGGCCGCGGCGCGCUGCUGGACGUCAUCGUGGGCGAGGUCUACUCGCCCUCGCACUUCUGGCUGCUGCGUCUCGGGGAGCUCUACCACGUCGCCAUGGAGCGCAUGAUGGACGACAUGACUGAGUACUACAGCAGCGGCGAGGGCCGCGACCGCGUGCUGGCGACGGGCGCCGUCCGCUUGGGCCACUACUGCUCCAGCCUGUUCGACCGCGACUGGCAUCGCUCGCUCAUCGUCAACGUGCUGGACAGCGACACUGUCAAGGUCCGGCACGUGGACUACGGCACCGUGGACGUAGUGUCGACCGCAGAGCUGAAGCCGCUGCUGCGCAAGUGGGCGCAGCUGCCGGCGCAGGCGGUGCGCGCGCGGCUGGCGGGCGUGCGGCCGGGCGCGGGCGGGCGUCGCUGGCCGCACGCGGCCAGUGCGCGCUUGCUGCAGCGCGUGCGCGACCGCCGUCUCGUCGCCUGCGUCGUCGGCCGCGACGUCGAGGAGGACAUCCUGGAAGUGUUCCUGGUGGACACGUCGACGGAUCAGGACGAGUGCGUGAGCGCGGACCUGAUCCGCUCCGGACACGCGGACGCGCGUCCCGACUCCUGUAUCAGAACGAGCGAGUGCUACCUGUUCCCGAAGUUCUCGGCGCUGGAGUCAGGCGCGACGCCCAACUUCGCGGAGAUCAGCGAGUACCUCCGCAACGGCAUCGCGCUCGACUACGUCGAUGAUUACCGCCAGCACGUGCCCCACUGCCUGCCCCCCGCCGCGCCCCUCGCCGCGCCCUCGCCCCCCGCCUCCGCUUCCGCCCCCGCCUCCGCCUCCAGCUCGACCGAGUCAGAGCUGUCGUCCGCGCAGUCGCCGAGCCCGCCGCCGUCGGUCGCGGUGGUCAACAGGAUCCCGUUACUGCCGUCCUCGGUGUCGCUCCCCGACACGAAGAGCGUGCGGCCGGCGUCGCCGGAGGCCCGCAGCGAGCCGGCGCUGGUCGCACGACACUCUCCGAAGCUGGAACCCGCGGCCCCGGCCCCGGCCCCGGCCCCGGCCCCGGCCCCCGCCCCCGCCCCCGCGCCCGCCCCCGCCCCGGCCCCCGCCCCGGGCGGCGCGGUGCUGUCGGCGAGCGAGUGCGAGACGUUCAGGUACCUGAGCCGCGUGGACCCGGCGGCGGCGCACUGGUUCAUGGUGGGGGCGCUGGGCCGCGCCGCACCCCAUCUUUCCGCCGCGCCCCUCGAUGUCUCCGCCCCCGAGUUCCGGCCGACCGCGCCCCCGAUCCGCUCCGUGACGCCCCAGUUCCGCCCCAACGUGGCCGCCCCGGAGUUCCGUCCGCGCCCGCCGCCCAUGAUGAGAUUUCCCCAUCAGUACCCGCACCAGCCCUACCCGCCGAUGCCGUUCAUGAGACCCCCGCAUUACGGCCCAUUCGUCCCCUCCGCUGGUUUCAUGCCUCCCCCCGGUUUCGGCCCGUGUUAAAUGAAGUGAGAAAUUAAUGCAUUUAUCUUGCGAUUAUAUGUUCUGUCCGCCUGCCUCUCUUACGCGAGAGACACUACGUACAUACAGAGAUUUAAGAAAAGUGUUUUGUUGGAUUAAGGUCCGUCUCUGCUUGCGUUUAGUUUGUAGGUGUUACGUUUUUUUAAGAUUUCCUGUGAAUAUUGUCCUUAUCUUACACUUGUUUUUAUUUCACGUUUCAUACAUAUAUUUUGUAAUUAGGAUAAGAUUAUAUAAUUUUAACAAACUAUCAGGUUGUUUUUGAUACCGAAUAUGCUCAUGUGAUCAUUUUGUUGCGUUUUUUUUAAUUGAUUUAAUUGAAAAUUAUUCUUGGAAAGUUGACAUUUAAAAAUACAUACUUUAUGUAUAGCCUUUCUUGUUUUGACAUGUUUAUAUUAUAUUUAAUUGAUUUAUAUUUGUGUUCUUGAUUUUUGUUGAUAUUUUUGGAGCUUUGUGAGUUUAGUGUACAGUUCCAUUGUACGCACGUAAUAUCUAUAACCACUCGCCCUAACGUAUCAGACCUCACAAAGUUUAUAACGUAUAUAAUUAUAAUGGUAAUUGUGAGUUAAGUGGAUGUAAAAUGUGGUUUAUUAUAUCUGUUCAUUAAUUAUGGCAAAUACACAAAAUUACAAACUUUGAAUUAUAUAUGGUUUAAAAAUUGUUAAAAAUAAAAUGGUUACUAUGGCAACCAGCCGAUGGUUGAUGCGUGCGUGUGACAUUUGUGUCUAAUAUAAGAAAAGUAUGAAUCGGCAUCAAACUGUUCGAUUGGAUAAACUCGAACUAUAUUCAUUCUAUU
Plodia interpunctella (Indianmeal moth) is the source of this 3666-nucleotide messenger RNA. It is a transcript of the gene tej, whose product is annotated as tudor domain-containing protein 5-like. The coding region runs from base 144 to 2855 and encodes 903 amino acids. Lineage: Eukaryota; Metazoa; Arthropoda; Insecta; Lepidoptera; Pyralidae. The transcript has 11 exons. The record is from RefSeq and is a predicted model, not a curated record.